AUGACAGUUGACCAAUAUAAUAAAGAACAAUCAAUUAACAAAGAUAACCUACAUUAUCAAUCAAAUAAAGAUAAUCAACCACCUACAGAUGAUCAAUCAAUCAAAGAUAACCAGCCAAUAGUAGAUGAUCAAUCAAUCAAAGAACCAUUAAUAGAUAAUCAACCAACUACAGAUGAUCAAUCAAUUAAAGAUAAUCAACCAACUACAUAUGAUAAAGAUAGUCAGUCAAUAACAGAUGAUCAAAACAAAGAUAUCCAACGAAUAGUAGAUGAUAAAGAUAAUCAGUCAAUUACAGAUGAUCAAAACAAAGAUAACCUACAAGUUCAAGCAAUCAAAGAUAACCAGCCAAUAGUAGAUGAUCAAUCAGGCAAAGAUAAUCAACGAACCAAAGAUUAUCAUUCAAAUAAAAAAAACCAACCAACCAAAGUUAAACUUCAAAAACAUCGAUAUGACCUAGCCAUUAAGAUCGAUACACUCGAAAGUAUUAAAUCAUCAGGUUGGAAGUUAAUUUAUUCAGACUCUGUUUUGAAUGAAGAGCCAGAUAAUUACAUAUCAAUCAUUGGAUCAUAUCAAUCUGGCAAGUCGUAUAUCUUGAAUAAAUUGGAAUCUAAGGCAAUGGAAGAACAACCAUUAUCGUCCAUAUCGCUGGUUAAAUCGAAUCUGGCAAAGGAUACCUACUUCAUCAAUUCACCUGGUGAAAACGGACCAGUUCCAAGUGGUUGCGAUUUGGUCAAUGCAUGUUUACUCGAAAAGUUUAUAGGCCAUGUCGUUAGUCUAUGGUCCAACAAUCAUAUCGUUGUUUUCAACCGAUUGACAUACCCAGAUAUCGCCUCACUCGACAAAAUGAAGCUUGACAACACUGUAAAGAGAUUGAUUGUUUUGAACUAUCAUCAUCUAUACAAAGAUAGUGAUGAUUUUAAACAACAAUUGCUGUCGGAUCUGUCAAUACUUGGUGCAAAACAAUUGGAUAGUUUGGAUAUACAUAAUUCAUUUGCCAAGAUUGUUGUUCUCACCAGAGAAGAUCAGAGCGAUCCAACUGUGAACAAUGAAGCAUUUUCAAUCAUAAGAGAUUGGGUACAAAAUGGCUUGUCUCCAUACAGUAGAUCGGUUAGAAAGUUGAGUGCCAUCAAUGAUUUUAUGUCGGUGGCACAAGAGACUAUGAAACUCUACUUUGAAAUUCAACGAAACAAAAAAGAAGUAGCAAGACCAUUGAGGAUAGUCCCCGAUUUGUGGAUUUGGAGAGAAACCGUUCUUGAUUAUCUGGAAAAGCAGAUUAAUAUAGCAUACCGAUUGAAAUUGGAGGAGAGCACAAAAGAUGGACUAAUUGUGAAACUUGCCAAUGACGAUGAUGAUAUUGAGGAAGUCGUUUUGGCAAGAGCAUAUUUUGGAUGUGACAUGGACCUAGGUCUCAGAUACGAUGUUUCUCAGGAGAAUAACGAUAUUAAAAUCUCAUUCGAAACAUUAUCACAAAUCUCUUUUGAAUGUUUCCGUAAGAGUACUAUCCUGGCCACCACAAAUAAGAUAUCUCAAUCCCAUUCCAGUAAUUAUCCCAAAUAUAUUUCCUCACUUCAAAAUAGAGAACAUCGAAGAAUCUACGGUGAAUUAACCAUGGCAAUUAGAUUACCAGAAAAAUUCCAUUGUGAUAAAGAUUUACCAACCUCUAAAGCUCCACAACUUGGAUUAAUUCAAAUAGAAAUUAAAAGAACCAAAUAA
Molecule: messenger RNA, 1713 nt
Organism: Heterostelium album PN500
Lineage: Eukaryota; Evosea; Eumycetozoa; Acytosteliales; Acytosteliaceae
Exons: 3
Coding region: 1-1713 (570 amino acids)
Source: RefSeq, a predicted model, not a curated record